Molecule: messenger RNA, 1590 nt
Organism: Hyaloperonospora brassicae
Lineage: Eukaryota; Oomycota; Peronosporomycetes; Peronosporales; Peronosporaceae
Source: the annotation of a GenBank genome assembly
AUGACUUUCAAGCGGCGGCCAGCAAACCGCAAGGGCCCGCGCUCUGCCGCGCACCGCAAGAUCAGGAGUCCGUGUCUACUGGACCCGAAGUCCACGUGUUCGGGUACCCUGUUGCCUUCUGACCUCGAGCUGCCGACAGUAUCCGACGACAGGUCCCCCACAGAUGUGGGGGAGUCGAGCGAGUUGGAACAAUCCGAGUUGGAACAGAAGAGACUGACAAUUGGAGAAGCAGCAACGGUGGACAGCUCUUCUUUUGCUCCGGGGGCUACUGAUGAUGCUACUGGUCCAGUCGUCAGUGCAGUCGCACUUCAGCUGGCGGUACCAGCAAGGGACACGGACUCGUCGUUUGGAUCGACGGCCUCGUCCUCGUCGACAAGAGAGACCACGACUCUGCUGCCACAAUUGUGUACCGUGCAACGUGAUCCGAAUGAUUCGGUGGAGCCCGUUGCUGAAGGUCAGGACGGAGAACGCGAGCCGGUGCGUCGUGGCCGACGUAAACGCCGUCCAGUGGAUCUACUGCAUCCGUCGGAGACGCCAUGUAGCCGUAAGUCUUCGCAUAUGCAGAGAAACGUCAAGUCCAAGGUACAAGCUCUGCGUAAUGAUCGCCCUGCAGCUGCUGUCACGGCUGCGGCUUGCGCUGGGGCUGCUGCAAAGCAGAGAGAGAAAACACAGAAGCGAGUUGCUGCUAAGAGUGCUGAUAGCACAAGCAAAUGGACACCUACUGGAGUCUUAUCACCUGUUCAAGAUGAGAAGAAAAAGACACCAGAGAAGAAACGGAGCUGCAAGGCGCGGCGCUCAUUAGAAUCCGCGUACACUUUCGAGUCGCAGACCGAGUACGUCUCGGCGUUGAUCAAAGAGCUUUACGAAGAGCAGGAACAGGACGACCGGGAGAUGUAUAGCAUCACUAGAGACACGGUCGUGACAGAGACAAGCGCAUGCAAGCGAUCCCAGGAGAUCGAGGAUCUCAACAUGGAGGAAUUUCGACGCUUGAUGACAUAUGGUGAAGUGUCGAUCAAGUCGGUGGCUAACACGGUCCUGCCAUUGCUGAACCUAGACGAGGACGACGUUUUCUUCGACCUUGGAUGCGGCACGGGGAAAAUCCUGGUGCAAGCGGCUCUUCAAACACCGUGUAGACGAGCAACAGGCAUCGAACUUAUGCAGAAUCGCGUUCUGGAAGGACAAAAAGCCUUGAAGCGGCUAGAAUCCCGCAACAUUGCCAUACUGCGCGGCAAGCAAGUCGAGAUCUUUCGAGGCGAUAUCUUUGUUCCACCCGAGGAAGCACGUUUGAUGGACGCCACUGUGGUCUUCAUCAACAAUGUCAUGUUCGGCCCUGCUCUCAUGCUAAAGGUAAUGGAGCUUCUCAAGGACAUGGCCAAGCUGCGGUGCGUGAUCACACUUCGCAAAAUAUGCGAACGUCACGGAGACUCAAAGUGCACUCGCGCCGGUAACUUUUGCAUCGAGUACGUCCACCCGCCCAUUGAAGCUGAGAUCGAUGUAUCCUGGGCCGACAAGACCUCGGUGUAUCUUUACGAAAGUCUGGAUUACAAGCUGUGCGAGUUGAGACGUCAGCUUUCCAAAGGCGUACACUAG